Molecule: messenger RNA, 534 nt
Organism: Terrapene triunguis (Three-toed box turtle)
Lineage: Eukaryota; Metazoa; Chordata; Testudines; Emydidae
Product: olfactory receptor 52L1-like
Exons: 1
Coding region: 1-534 (177 amino acids)
Biological process (GO): G protein-coupled receptor signaling pathway
Cellular component (GO): membrane
Molecular function (GO): olfactory receptor activity
Source: RefSeq, a predicted model, not a curated record
AUGGGGAGCCUGGUGCUUGCACACUGGGUCCUUCUGGUGAGCCCCUUCUCCCUCCUUGUCCGCAGGCUGCCCUUCUGCCAGCGCUGCCUCAUCUCCCACUCAUACUGCGAGCACAUGGCCGUGGUGAAGCUGGUUUGUGGGGACGCUACAGUCAGUGUCAUUUACGGCCUGUUUGUGGCUUUUAUGGUGGUGGGGUUUGACGUGUUUAUCAUCUCCGUGUCCUAUGCUAUAAUCCCCCAGGCUGUACUGAGGCUCCUGUGCACAGACACCCAUCUCAAGUUCUUCAGCACCUACAUGUCUCACUUCUGUGUCAUCCUGGAAUAUUACAUCCCUGCCUUCUUCAUGUUCCUCACCCACCGCUUUGGCCACAAUGUCCCGCACCAUGUCCACAUCCGGGUGGGCAAUCUCUACCUGCUGACGCCCCCUGUGCUAAACACUGUUGUUGAUGGGAUGAAAACCAAACUGAUCCGUGAGAGGGUGCUCUAUAUCUUCCAGCAGAAAGUAAUCUGGGCAGUGUGUGCCUGUCUAAUUUAA